Molecule: messenger RNA, 1392 nt
Organism: Penicillium concentricum
Lineage: Eukaryota; Fungi; Ascomycota; Eurotiomycetes; Eurotiales; Aspergillaceae
Exons: 2
Coding region: 1-1392 (463 amino acids)
Source: RefSeq, a predicted model, not a curated record
AUGGCGUCAACACCACCACCGCCAUCACCGUCUGAGCUUCGUGUACCCAGAGCGCCGCGACAUGGGGCAAAGCACGACAACUAUGAACCUUACCCUACACGUUACUCCGCUAGACUUGCAGGUCAACGAGCGUCAAGGGUUGUCCAAACUACGCCACCCCCAAGUCAUCCAAGCGCAUCUGCCAAACCUGGAGCAUCUAAAAGAACCCUUUCGCCCUCUUCACCUGGCACCGCCAAACCCUCUCCCAAAAAGGCUGCACGCUCUCAUAGAACUGCUGCCUCCCGAAUUUCCCCAUUUGAUUUGGAACAUUCACUUCCCCGCACUUCUUCACACCACACCUCCCGGUCCUCUGCAGAACAGGCUUUACCUACCCCAGCGAAAACCCCUUCAAAAAAGAAAGUAAUCAGUUCUGAAUCUUCUACCUCUCGUUCUCUCUUUCCUUCCACCUCCACCCCCAAGCGCAGAAAAAUGGAUACCCCCAAACAUUCUGCCGCAGACCCCCCAGCAAUCUUCGUCGAUGAGCCUUUAAUAGGGUACACUAUCCAAGCUGCAGAGCAAGAAUUGGGUAUCUCUAUUCAUGAGGACUCACGUGAUCGCAUCCCAGUUGUCGGUCCACUUUCGACUGAUUCGUUCAUUUCCAAGCCUGCAAGAGCUGUUGGACGACCUGCCACUCGCUCGACCUCCAGCCCCCAUGAUGGAGCCUAUUUUGUCCACCGUGGAAAGAAAAUAUUCAAGCGCUUUGAUGACAUGGAGGAUGAGGGCGAGGAUGAAGAUGACCUUGGUCUUUUCGCUAACCGCCCCGACCUGUUGGCUGAUAACCCUGAUAUUCUCAAGAGCGUGACACCCUUGAGACGUGGUGGCCUCAAACCUCGUCUAUUAUUCCCUGCCGCCGUUAAGCCUACCGUUGGCGAGGAGGAGGAUGUCACCGAUAUCGAGGAUCACGAAGAUCACGAGCCAAUGUCUCCAACUCCGGCUUAUGCAGACCAGGAUCCGACUCCUCCCAUCUUGCCAGAUCCAGCUACCUCCUUUGAAUCUGAGAGCUCAUCUGUCGCUCGUUCUGCCCCCGUUGGACGUACUGGUCUCCGUUUCACUCGCUCUCCUGUGGGCGAUGUGUCACCUUUCAAGCCCGCUUCUUUCUCGGAGGACCUUGGUUUCGGUACUUCCACUGAUGACCAGACUCGGUCCCGAGGUCUUUCUACCAGCAGUGGCAGCAGUCUCUUGAAGUACUGGCCGCCUGUCAGCAGGAAGAUGCGGGAAGUCGACGCCCGCACCGACCGUGUGAAGCGCCUCCGUGAGGCCCGCGGUAGCCCUGCCCCACGCACUCGACAAGCCCUGCGCGCAGAAGCCUCUGGAGAGGCUUCGACCGCCGAGCCAUCUACAUCCGAUUCUUAG